AUGUUGAGAGGUGAAGGAAGCAAGCUAGCGUUCACAAGGAGGGAGAUGAUAAGAGGAGCAAGGAGGAUACUCAAAACACAAACCAAGGAGGACAUAGAAGAGGUUGAGAGGGUGAGGGAAGAAAGGAGAACCAAAAGAAGGAAUGAUCCUCUCAGCAAAGAGGGUGAAGAGAUCAAUCAAGAGAUUGAGGAGAGUGAGCAUGAGGGCAAUGAGAAUGUGCCCAUGGAAGAGGAGGAGUCAAGUGAAGAAGAGGAUGAGCUCCCCAUGUACCAAGAGCACUAUGAUGCUCUUUUCUCCAUGGACUUCAUGGACACCAAGUACCCACAUGUUGACACCAUGAAGGCCCUUGGAAUCUUUGAAGAUGUGGAGUUGGUCCUCAAGAACAUGCACUUGGCCAAGCUCUUCUCCUACCACAUGGAAUCCUACAAGGAGCUCACUUGCGAGUUCCUAGCUUCAAUGAGGUACCACAUGUAUGAGGAAGAAGAUAGAGCUGAUUUGGACCAAGGAUUGGGAUGGAUCACGUUCUUGGCUAAGGGAGAGAAGAGAAUGGUGACCUUUAGGCAGCUGGAGAUCUUGUUUGGGUUCAACUAUGGAGAAGGAACCAAGUGGAACUUCAAGGAAAAGGAACUCCAAGAGGGUUUGGGCUACAAUCGCUGA
Molecule: messenger RNA, 657 nt
Organism: Microthlaspi erraticum
Lineage: Eukaryota; Viridiplantae; Streptophyta; Magnoliopsida; Brassicales; Brassicaceae
Source: the annotation of a GenBank genome assembly